AUGUCCUUAGGAUUAAUUGCCUCUUUCAACGAGCUGCAAACCCUGUUCUCCACCAGGUUCAUGACACACAAGGAAGAAAGGAAAACAAGUAUGCAUUUGGGACGCAUUCAACAAGGGAAAGAUGAAUCACUAAGAAGCUAUGUGAAACGUUUCAAUCUAGAGGCCGGGCAGAUCCCAGACCUACCCGACGGCGUCUCUUUCGAUAAUUUUAUCAGGGGAUUGAAGAAAGGAUCCUUCAAGUUUGACUUAGUCAAGAAGAGUGUACGGACUAUGGCCGAAGUUUUGGAUGAGGCUGAAGCAUUCAUCCAUGCAACAGAAAUAUGCAGCGCGUCAAAAGAUGGAAAGACUGGUGAAGCAACAGAUUCCUCAGGAAAGAAAGACAAAAUAGACCGAAAGGCCCCACGCGUAAAUGGUACUUAG
Molecule: messenger RNA, 420 nt
Organism: Spinacia oleracea (spinach)
Lineage: Eukaryota; Viridiplantae; Streptophyta; Magnoliopsida; Caryophyllales; Amaranthaceae
Exons: 1
Coding region: 1-420 (139 amino acids)
Source: RefSeq, a predicted model, not a curated record